Molecule: messenger RNA, 1689 nt
Organism: Closterium sp. Naga37s-1
Lineage: Eukaryota; Viridiplantae; Streptophyta; Zygnematophyceae; Desmidiales; Closteriaceae
Source: the annotation of a GenBank genome assembly
AUGAUCUCCGAGGGUGGGAGGCUAGUGGAUAAGAAGCCUCUAAAAGGUUAUCUGCCGGAGAGGAUAUGUCGCGUGCUUUGCUCCUUGGCACUGGUCUUCGUGCUGUCGUUCCUCGUCUCGUCCCUCUUUUUCCUCCUCCUAUCAGCGACACUAUCCCCGCUACUGACAUCCCUGCUUCGCUAUGGCGCUCCAGCGGAGCCAGCCGAUGCGGGAGGGAGAAUUGCAUUCAUGUUCCUGACGCGUGGACCGCUGCCAUUGGCUCCUCUGUGGGAGAAGUUUUUCUAUGGCCACGAGGGUCGCUACGCCGUGUACGUGCACGCCUCGCAGCCCAACUUCACAUUCCCCGCCAACUUCUCGCCAGUCUUCGUUGACCGGCAAAUACCAGGCGGCAAGGUGGAGUGGGGUCGAAUGUCCGUCGUGGCUGCCGAGCGACGCCUGUUGGCCUACGCCGUCACGGACAAGCGAAACGAGUACUUCGUCCUCGUCUCGGAAUCGUGCAUUCCGCUGUGGUCGUUCGACUACAUCCACGAUUACAUCUCCAGCACGCACAUCAGCUUCGUCGAGGCGCACAGGGACCCGUUUGACGAGGCGUUUGGGCGGUACCUGCCGGACAUCCACAUGCCGGCCAUCCGGCAAAAGGACUUCCUCAAGGGCAGCCAGUGGUUCGUCAUGCAGCGCCGCCACGCGGAGCUGGUGGUGCAGGACACGGAGCACUACCUCGUGCACUCCAAGUCCUGCCAGUGGAGGGCGCAGCACUCCAAGUACUGCUGCUCCGACGAGCACUACCUUCAGAUCCUCCUCGCUCUGAAGGACCCAGCGGGAAUCUCGCGCUUCCCCGUGACCCUGGCGGACUGGAGCCAGUGGCGGUUCCACCCCGAGACGUACUACUCGUACAACAUGACCAACGACCUUUUCAAAACCAUCAAGUCCACUAAGCACUAUAUCCAGUACCGCUACUACUGGAAGAAGUUCAGAAAUCGAUAUACCUAUAUUGAAAACCCUAAGAAACCCCAACCUGCUCCAACGGUUGAGAAUGGUUUCUGUGUCGUGGAGGGCACUGUGCGGAACUGCUUCCUGUUUGCAAGGAAAUUCCACGUGUCCUCAUUGCCGUACCUGCUGAAGAACUCGCAGCAGGUCCUUGCGUUUCUCUUCUUGACACGUGGACCACUCCCAUUCGCCCCGCUCUGGGAGAGAUUCUUCGUGGGGCACGAGGGCCGGUACUCCGUCUACGUGCACGCAUCUAACACCUCCUUCGCCUUCCCUGUUGACUCGCCUGCCAUUUUAAAAGACAGUCUGAUCCCGGGGGGAGAGGUGCGAUGGGGGGGAAUAAGCAUGGUGGACGCGGAGCGGCGGCUGCUGGCAGCGGCGUUGCAGGACCCCGCCAACCACCACUUCGCGCUGCUCUCCGAAAGCUGCAUUCCGCUGUGGUCGUUUGACUUCGUUCACCAAUACGUCGCCUCCACCUCCGUCAGCUUCGUCGAUUCAUACCCCGACCCGUACAACGCGACCUUCCGCCGCUACAUCCCGCACAUCUUCAAGCCCCUGGUGGGCGCGCAGGACUACCGCAAGGGCAACCAGUGGUUCGUGCUGCAGCGGCGCCACGCGCAACUGGUGGUGCAGGACACGCAGCACUACGCCGUGCACAACCGGAGCUGCGCGGUAAGGCUGGGAAUGAAGGGAGAUGGGUAG